Molecule: messenger RNA, 2615 nt
Organism: Nymphaea colorata (pocket water lily)
Lineage: Eukaryota; Viridiplantae; Streptophyta; Magnoliopsida; Nymphaeales; Nymphaeaceae
Product: plant cysteine oxidase 2-like
Exons: 5
Coding region: 1662-2306 (214 amino acids)
Molecular function (GO): oxidoreductase activity, acting on single donors with incorporation of molecular oxygen, incorporation of two atoms of oxygen
Source: RefSeq, a predicted model, not a curated record
GUUUUCCUCUUUGUUUUCAAUUCUCAACUCGUGCUGGAGUUAUGAAACUUGAGGAGAAAAAUUUUCAGUUUACCUUCUUAUUGAUAUUUUAUUAUAUCUAUAUAAAAUAAUGUGAUAUUAAAUUGCCGUUAUAAAGGAAACUGAGUUGGAAAAGUUGGCUGGUCAGUUCGUCAGUCGGUUUUCUAAUUUCACAAUCUAUUUUGUUUUUCUGUCAUUCAUUAUUGAGAGCUGGGUCUGUGAAAAUUUAUACCUUCUCAGUCGAAGUUCUGCUUUUGAAUGAAGAAGAGGUUUCUUGCUCUCCAAUUCCUGCAGACUUUUUGUCCAUAAGUUUCUAAGAAAUGAUCCACGGCUAUGCGAUUUUAGGUUCACUUGUCUGCAAACCGCACCAUGUGUAAUAGCGUGGUCUACCAAUUGAAGGAACUUGUGCAUGAGUUGAAGUAAUCCAAAGAAGAUGGGGCCGUAGGCAAUUUGUUUUGUCUUGGCCUCAAGGAAAUUUGUUUUUUCUUGGUCCCCAGUUAUGGUCUUUUUUAUAUGAACAAGUUUAAAAUUGAUGUCGUGGUUGCAAAGAUUGCCUUCUAGUUGGUUUACCAGUUUGAUAUACUUGGAAAACGAAUAAUUUGGUAAAUAUGUUAGUGUCGUUAAUAGUACUAUUGAUCUGCUUCCAAGCUUUUGUAUCUUUGGUAGCAAUGUUCUUUGAUGUGUAGAACUGAGAACUGAAUUCGUUCAUUGUUUGUGCAUUCUAUUAUUAUGUUUUAAAUUAUACGGAAACAUUGAGUGUAGGUUAUAAGUAAAGAUGCUAGAAAAUAAGAAAUACUACAUGGAGCUGAAAACCAUGGCACCGUUUUUCUUUUCCUGAGAAACCAAGAAAAACUAGCGAGAAUAAGAUAACGAGGGAUUAUGGAUGUAGUUACUGAGAUGAGAAAUCAAUAAAAUGUUGAUUUAAAUAAUUGUUAUCAUGCUGUGGUAUUCAAAUCUUCCUGAGAAAGAGAAAAACUAAGUGGCUGGGAAAUUCUCGUCAAACAUGGGGAAAUGAAGUUGUUCUAGGCGAGGUCAUUCUGAGCACCUUCUGAUUCUUAGAUCCUGCGUUUAUUAUUUCUACACGUUAAUAUUUUAAUAAUAUCUUAUGCCCAGAAUCAUGUGAGGCUCCUUUGUUCAUGCUGUUCUGUUGCAGCUUUAUUGGUUUGGAUUCCUGUGUUGUUCUCCUCGGUUGUAGGAGAGAAAGGCUUCAAGUGGGUGAUAAAGAUAUUUCUCUUCUUUUGGGAGCUAUCAUUUCUGGACCACGUUUUUGUUCAUGGCUGAAACUUCAAGAUGUUGACCCCAGGCUUCUCUUAAUGAUAUCUCUGGUCCCACAGUUUCUCAAUUUAGGUGUCCACUUGAGCAGUUUUUGCAUCUGUACGUGUUCAUGCUCAGGGCCACAUGUGUUCUUCCCCAAAGGCAGAAGAUCAGAACUGGCCUCAGCCAUUGCUUUUCACCGUCCAGAAUAUGUGACCAUAAGAGAUAGUGGCACAUAUCACAAUGUCGGGACAUUCGUUUCUCUUUUUCCAAUUGGCUUCCAUGAAUUCCAUUGCCGACCUCAAUUUAAUAUUUUUCAAAACCUUCACUUCCAUGGAUUGGUACAGGUUCCUCAUAUCCUUUUCAUUUCCUGAUAAUUUUAGGGCCCCAUGAUGCAGAUGGUGGGAUCGGAUAACAUGAGGGCAUCAGAUCUGGGCCUAAGGGAGGAUAUGCGAUAUUUUCGGGUUAAUGUGCCUGAGUUGAGCCCCUUUGUUACAAUAAUGCCCAUCUAUGCGUGUGAUAAGUUCUCUAUCUGCAUCUUCUGCUUGCCUCCAGCUGCCUUCAUUCCCCUUCACAAUCACCCUGGAAUGACUGUUUUCAGCAAGCUUCUUUUUGGUUCAAUGCACAUCAAAUCUUAUGAUUGGGUUACUAACAUCCCUAAUGGCAGCGAUCCCGAAAGCCAACCCAACUUCCAGGGGGUGGCCUCAAUGGCGAGUAGUGUUGGUCCUAGGUUGGCAAAGGUUCAUUUUGAUGGCAUUUUUACUGCAGAAUCCGACACUUCUGUACUGUACCCCACGACUGGGGUAACUUGCACACUUUCCGGGCAAUUACGGCGUGUGCAGUUCUUGAUGUCCUUGGUCCACCAUACUCGGAAUCUGAUGGCAGAGACUGCACAUAUUACCGCAGUCUGCCAUGUCCAAGAGCCUCAGGUGAAGGCGCACUGGCCGCAGGGGGAGUCUAUGAGCUGCUGGAGGAGAUACAGAUGCCUGAUGAUUUUUCCUUUGUUCUUGCACCUUACAGAGGUCCAAGAAUAGCAGAAAGCAACUGAAAACUUAAAGUGCAGUUGAAACAGGCGAAAGAUUGAAGCAGGCAUUUCUUUUUAAUGGGAUUUCCUGCACCCAACACAACAUGUGUACAUAUCAAGGAAAGAAGAGAGAGAGAGGAGAGAGAGAGAUAGAGAGAAGCCUCUCCUGCUCCCAUCUUUCCUGUUUUGUUGUGUUAUUUGUGCAGCAAGGGUCCUAUUUUGUUCCACCAUCGUUGGUGCUGGUGUCUCUUGACUUCCAAUACCCGUGUAGUCUUUCAACCGUGUGAUUCAUUUUAUUGACAGUUGGUACCGUGUGCAA